Molecule: messenger RNA, 2138 nt
Organism: Alexandromys fortis (reed vole)
Lineage: Eukaryota; Metazoa; Chordata; Mammalia; Rodentia; Cricetidae
Gene: Tp63
Product: tumor protein p63
Exons: 14
Coding region: 1-2043 (680 amino acids)
Biological process (GO): protein tetramerization; apoptotic process; regulation of transcription by RNA polymerase II
Cellular component (GO): nucleus
Molecular function (GO): DNA-binding transcription factor activity, RNA polymerase II-specific; protein binding; RNA polymerase II cis-regulatory region sequence-specific DNA binding
Source: RefSeq, a predicted model, not a curated record
AUGAAUUUUGAAACUUCACGGUGUUCCACCCUACAGUACUGCCCCGACCCUUACUUCCAGCGUUUCGUAGAAACCCCAGCUCAUUUCUCUUGGAAAGAAAGUUAUUACCGAUCCGCCAUGUCACAGAGCUCCCAAACAAGUGAGUUGUUCAGCCCGGAAGUGUUCCAGCAUAUUUGGGAUUUUCUGGAACAGCCCAUAUGUUCAGUACAGCCCAUCGACUUGAACUUUGUGGAAGAACCAUCAGAAAAUGGCGCAACAAACAAGAUUGAGAUUAGCAUGGAUUGUAUUCGUAUGCAAGACUCAGACCUCACUGACCCCAUGUGGCCACAGUACACGAACCUGGGGCUCCUGAACAGCAUGGACCAGCAGAUUCAGAAUGGCUCGUCAUCUACCAGCCCCUACAACACAGACCAUGCACAAAACAGCGUGACGGCACCCUCGCCCUACGCACAGCCCAGCUCCACCUUUGAUGCCCUCUCUCCAUCCCCUGCCAUCCCUUCCAACACAGACUAUCCAGGCCCACACAGCUUCGAUGUGUCCUUCCAGCAGUCAAGCACCGCCAAGUCGGCCACCUGGACGUAUUCCACGGAACUGAAGAAGCUGUACUGUCAAAUUGCAAAGACGUGCCCCAUCCAGAUCAAAGUGAUGACGCCACCCCCACAGGGCGCUGUCAUCCGUGCCAUGCCUGUCUACAAGAAAGCCGAGCAUGUCACUGAGGUCGUGAAGCGGUGCCCUAACCACGAGCUGAGCCGCGAGUUCAACGAGGGACAGAUUGCCCCUCCUAGUCACUUGAUUCGAGUAGAAGGGAACAGCCAUGCCCAGUAUGUGGAAGAUCCUAUCACAGGAAGGCAGAGUGUGCUGGUCCCUUAUGAGCCGCCCCAGGUUGGCACCGAGUUCACCACAGUCCUGUACAAUUUCAUGUGCAACAGCAGCUGUGUCGGGGGAAUGAACCGCCGUCCAAUUUUAAUCAUUGUUACUUUGGAAACAAGAGAUGGGCAAGUUCUGGGCCGACGGUGCUUCGAGGCCCGGAUCUGCGCUUGCCCCGGAAGAGACAGGAAGGCCGAUGAAGACAGCAUCCGAAAACAGCAAGUUUCGGACAGCGCAAAGAACGGUGAUGGUACGAAGCGCCCUUUUCGCCAGAAUACACACGGCAUCCAGAUGACUUCCAUCAAGAAACGAAGAUCCCCAGAUGAUGAACUGCUGUACCUACCAGUGAGAGGCCGUGAGACUUACGAAAUGCUGCUGAAGAUCAAGGAGUCCCUGGAGCUCAUGCAGUACCUCCCGCAGCACACGAUCGAAACUUAUAGGCAGCAGCAGCAGCAGCAACACCAGCACUUACUCCAGAAACAGACCUCGAUGCAGUCUCAGUCUUCCUACGGUAACAGCUCCCCACCUCUGAGCAAAAUGAACAGCAUGAACAAGCUUCCUUCUGUGAGCCAGCUCAUCAACCCACAGCAACGCAAUGCCCUCACCCCCACCACCAUGCCUGAGGGCAUGGGAGCCAACAUUCCUAUGAUGGGCACUCACAUGCCAAUGGCUGGAGACAUGAAUGGACUCAGCCCCACCCAAGCCCUCCCUCCCCCACUCUCCAUGCCAUCCACCUCCCACUGCACUCCCCCACCUCCGUACCCCACAGAUUGCAGCAUUGUCAGUUUCUUAGCAAGGUUGGGCUGUUCAUCAUGUCUGGACUAUUUCACGACCCAGGGGCUGACCACCAUCUAUCAGAUUGAGCAUUACUCCAUGGAUGAUUUGGCAAGUCUAAAGAUCCCUGAGCAGUUCCGGCAUGCCAUCUGGAAGGGUAUCCUGGACCACAGGCAGCUGCACGACUUCUCUUCACCCCCGCAUCUCCUGAGGACCCCAAGCGGUGCUUCUACAGUCAGUGUGGGCUCCAGCGAGACCCGUGGUGAGCGCGUGAUUGAUGCCGUGCGUUUUACUCUCCGCCAGACCAUCUCUUUCCCACCCCGCGACGAGUGGAAUGACUUCAACUUCGACAUGGAUUCCCGUCGCAACAAACAGCAGCGCAUCAAAGAGGAAGGGGAAUGAGCGCCCACUGCAGGGCUUUUCUUGUCUUUUUCCACCUCCCAGCCCCUACAGGGCACACUUGCUUGAUCUUCAAAGCAUUCUUGCUAGCGCUUCUC